Molecule: messenger RNA, 882 nt
Organism: Mauremys mutica (yellowpond turtle)
Lineage: Eukaryota; Metazoa; Chordata; Testudines; Geoemydidae
Gene: FABP7
Product: fatty acid binding protein 7
Exons: 4
Coding region: 184-582 (132 amino acids)
Biological process (GO): fatty acid transport
Cellular component (GO): cytosol; nucleus
Molecular function (GO): fatty acid binding
Source: RefSeq, a predicted model, not a curated record
GCGAGGGUUGCAAUUUAGGUCCUUUCUUCUUUGCCCGCCUCUUCUCCGAGUCUCAAUAAGAAGGGGGCUGAGCUGUAGUUGAGGUGCAGGAGAUUCUCUUAGGUGUAAAAUCCCAACAGGACUGGACACAGUCCUCCCACCUGCCAGCUUCAUUCCAACUGUCUAACCCUUCCUGGGGCCACAAUGGUUGAAGCAUUCUGUGCUACCUGGAAGCUGAUUGACAGCCAGAAUUUUGAUGAAUACAUGAAGGCGCUGGGAGUGGGCUUUGCUACGCGGCAGGUGGGGAACGUCACUAAACCCACAGUGAUAAUCAGCAAUGAAGGGGACACAGUAGUGAUCAGGACCCAGAGCACUUUCAAGAACACUGAAAUCAGCUUCAAGCUUGGAGAAGAGUUUGAGGAAACUACCCCAGAUGACAGAAACUGCAAAUCAGUUGUGACCUUGGAUGGAGACAAACUAGUUCAUGUACAGAAAUGGGAUGGCAAAGAGACAAACUUUGUUAGAGAAAUUAAGGAUGGCAAAAUGGUAAUGACUCUCACCUUUGGUGAUGUGGUUGCUGUUCGUCACUAUGAGAAAGCAUAGAACCUACCUGUCCCCUGUCCAGGUGUUACUCCUGCUGGAUGCAUUUAACUGCUAUCCACAAAUGAACGUAGCUAAGUGACAUGAACAUUACUGGCAUGAAAGGUUAAUGAAGAGCUUGUGGGUUGUUGGUUUUUUAUUUUUACUUUAUACCAUCAAAUUGGCAAACUCUUGUUCUGUAAAAUGCAACAGGUAGAACUUUGCAUUAAAUCUCUGAAACACUUGUCUUUGUUUUUUACAAUAAAUAGAACAUAUUUGACAUGUUAUAGAAUGCAAUUCAAACUUAAAAUUAAAAUGUUUUUA